Messenger RNA from Alnus glutinosa, 736 nucleotides. RefSeq names its product MLP-like protein 328. Gene Ontology annotation, biological process: defense response. The transcript has 2 exons. Lineage: Eukaryota; Viridiplantae; Streptophyta; Magnoliopsida; Fagales; Betulaceae. The record is from RefSeq and is a predicted model, not a curated record. Bases 68 to 520 code for a protein of 150 amino acids.
GGGAAGCCAAAUCAUCUUCAUUAAUCAGUGCUUAACUUUCAGUUGAUUACUAUAGCUAAUUUCGAAUAUGGCGCUUAAGGGUAAGUUGGAGACUGAAAUAGAACUUAAGGCAGAUGCUCAGAAGUUCUACGAAGUCUUUAAGAAACAAGCCCACCAAGUUCCCAACGCCGCUCCUGGCCAUAUUCAAGCAGUUUCGGUGCAUGAAGGUGAUUGGGAGACACAUGGCUCUGUCAAGAUCUGGCAAUAUACUGUGGAGGGGAAUGCCGAGGUUUUCAAAGAGAAGGUUGAAUUUGAUGAUGCAAGCAGGACAGUAACUCUUGUUGGUGUUGAAGGAGAUGUGAUGAAGAGUUACAAGACCUUUAAACCCAUCUUUAAGGUUGCUCCCAAGGCUGUUGGCGGCUUGGCGACAUUGACUAUUGAAUAUGAGAAACUGAGAGCUGAUGUUCCUGCACCAAAUAAGUACUUCACUAUGAUGCUUAACAUCGCUAAGGAUGUUGAUGCCCAUCUUGUCAAGGCAUAAUAAAAAGGAUGCUGCCUGCUGAUCGAUCUACUCCUAUUAUACAUAUAAUCAUAAAAGCCAGCAGGUUGUGUAUUAAUGUUUUGUCGUGUGUAUUAAAUAAGUGAAGGGCAUCUUGUGUUAUUGCUCGUUAUGUCUUCAAAUUAAUUUGUGUAAUCAGUUUUUAUGGUGUGUAAAACUAUGAAGAAAGUUCUAAUUAUGGUUUUUAUGGAUUUGAAA